UUUCAUGGCACAUCUUGAUCGAACGGACUGCUAUAGCUAUGUUACGGGUAGCAGUAGCUUCAGCGAUUUAUUAUUGUAAUCCUUUUGAUUUUCUUACGAGUUCUUUCGUCCGAAUACCCGAGUGUUUUGAGCGUGAUGUCACGGGCGUCCCAGGCUUCCCCGCGUUCAGCAAUCGCGAGCAAGCGGAGCCCUGCAAAACAGCAUUUCGAAGUCCACGAACAGCAAUUGCCAUUGAUCCAGAAUAAUUGAGAUAUUGAAAAUGUCAGCAGCGUGUAUCUUCUGCAAGAUUAUCAAGGGCGAAAUCCCCUCCAUCAAGCUCUUCGAGACCGCUAAGACCUAUGCCUUCGCGGACAUCCAGCCCCUCUCCAAGGGUCACGCUCUCGUGAUCCCCAAGGAGCACGCCGUCAAGUUGCACGAGCUCUCCGACGAAUCCCUCGCGGAUCUUUUGCCAGCCGCAAAGAAGCUUGCUGUUGCUGUUGGUGCUGACGAGUACAACAUCCUUCAGAACAACGGACCUAUGGCCCACCAGGUCGUGAAGCACGUUCACAUUCACAUGAUCCCCAAGCCGAAUGAGGAGGAAGGUUUGAAGGUCGGAUGGCCAGCAACCAACCCUGAGAAGGAUGAGUUGGCCAAGUACUGGGAAUCGAUCAAGCAGAAGCUCUAG
This is a messenger RNA of Saitoella complicata NRRL Y-17804, 664 nucleotides long. Its product is annotated as HIT-like protein. The coding region runs from base 260 to 664 and encodes 134 amino acids. The record is from RefSeq and is a predicted model, not a curated record. NCBI's taxonomy places the organism in Eukaryota, Fungi, Ascomycota, Saitoellomycetes, Saitoellales, Saitoellaceae. Gene Ontology annotation, biological process: nucleotide metabolic process. Gene Ontology annotation, molecular function: catalytic activity. The transcript is spliced from 4 exons.